Molecule: messenger RNA, 1700 nt
Organism: Xenia sp. Carnegie-2017
Lineage: Eukaryota; Metazoa; Cnidaria; Anthozoa; Malacalcyonacea; Xeniidae
Product: ran-binding protein 3-like
Exons: 16
Coding region: 4-1443 (479 amino acids)
Biological process (GO): protein export from nucleus
Cellular component (GO): nuclear pore; cytoplasm
Molecular function (GO): GTPase activator activity
Source: RefSeq, a predicted model, not a curated record
AACAUGGCGGAAGUUACUUCUUCAUCGGCGAAAGAAGGCUUUUCAACUGUUUUAACAGUUUCGACGAGUUGUUCCGUACCUGUCGUUGCCCCUCCUAAGUUUGUGUUUGGUAAAGACAUGUCAAAUCGUGUGAAGCAAAAUGACAAUGACGACAGUGAUACAUCAGAAAAAGAAGAUGAACAGUCAACUGGUGUUGCUAAUGUUUUUGAACAUCCAUUGGCAGCUAUUAAGAGGUUUGCUGAAUCUGAUGAUGAAGAUGAUGAAUUCAGCUGUUCUGAUCUCAAUUUUCUUCCAAAGAAAAUCAUGAAAACAGAAGCAACAGAACAAACAACUUCAAGUGUGCUACGUCCAUCAGCCUUAUCUGCCAUAGCUGACAAACUGUCACAUCCAAAACAACAAUGUGAAAAAGUUUGUGAAAAAGUCCAAGAGUCCGACAUACCAGCAAAGACCUGUGGUGAAUCCUCCAACAGUAACAGCAAUUUAGAAGUUUCUACUUCUCUAUCCCGACCAACCCUUAUUGAUACACCAGCAUCAAUAAAUAUAGAAUCUCAACCACCAAAUUAUUUCCAACAAUUCCUCUCUGGACUUAGUUCCUCAACAUCAGAAUCAAAAGACAGUUUUGUAUUUGGUCAAAACAUCAGUGACCGUGUUAACGUUAAUGCAUCAAAUGAAGAUUCAUGUGCAAGUCUCGCGAAUCGUGCUGAAGAAGGCGUCGCAAGUCCAAAAUCUUUGUCGGACGUCGCCGACAGUGCAGGCAAAGACACCAAUACGAACUCUGGAGAUGCUUGCUCAUCCAUUGCACUUGCAGCCCAGAAAUACGAAAGUGAACAUUCUUCGUCGAAGAAAAAUCUCGCUGAAAUUCAAGUGAUGACGGGCGAAGAAGAUGAAAGAAGUGUCGUGCAGGUGAGUUGUCGUCUGUUUGUGUUUUGCAAAGAAAAACACUCUUGGUUGGGUAGAGGGAGAGUCCUAUUAAAACUAAACGACCAAUGCAAGAUAAAUGAAGACGGAACAAUUCACUCCAGAUUAGUUGCCAGAACUCAGGGAAAUUUGAGGCUGGUUUUAAAUACGAAAUUAUGGUCAGAAAUGGUUUUGGAAAAAGCAUCAGAUAAAGCAUUACGUGUUUCCGCCAUGGAAGACGGAAACGUCAACUUGUAUUUGAUAAUGGUUGCUCCAAGAGAAGCAACUCAACUAUACACUGCCAUUGAUCGCAGGAUAGCAACAUUAAAAAGCCAGAAGUCAACAAUAAAAAGCACAAGCGAUGAUUUGACAGCAUCAGGUGAGCAAGAAACCAUAUGUGCUAAUUCGGAAGAUGAAAACAAAGAGAUAAAAAACAAAUUUAUAACUGGCGACGUAACGUUGACAGACAUCCAGGAAGAAACAAACAAAGAACAUAUUUAUAAUGCAGAGAAACUCCCAGCAACCCUGCCAGAUAAACCUAUAUGAAUUUUAAAAUACUUCCCAUGAGAUUGUUGUAAAUCCUUUUUAAUUGCAGAAGAUUUUCUGCCAACUGAGUUUUUCUAAAGUUUUCGCAGAACAAUUUUCAUUUGUAGUAUUUGUUUUGCAAUAAUUAUAUGUCAAUGAUUAAAUAUCUACAUCCUCUUAACAAAACAUUUGCUGAAUGGUGAAUUGUCUAAAUAGUUGAUUGUAAAAUCAAUUGUAAAUUCUGCUCAUGAGAAUAAAUUGAUUAACUGUGUGUUGAA